Messenger RNA from Hyaloperonospora brassicae, 891 nucleotides. The record is from the annotation of a GenBank genome assembly. NCBI's taxonomy places the organism in Eukaryota, Oomycota, Peronosporomycetes, Peronosporales, Peronosporaceae.
AUGGCCGUGUGCGAGUUGAUCCUCAUUGUGAUCAACUGCGUCCUCGCGCUCGGCGGUGCGCUGGUGCUUUACGUUGGUCUGUACUUCCAGCAGACAGGAUGGGUUGACGUGAUUGAAGGCUACUGGUCUCCUAUCCACGGCAUUGUUACUGCGCUCAUUGUCAUCGGCAGCGUCAUUAUCGGCCUCGCUGUACUCGGCUUUGUUGCUGCGCUCUGUCGCUGGCGCAUUGGGUUGUGCAUCUACGCGGCGUUCAUACUGCUCAUCUUUGCGAUCUUCGUGGUCGCAGCAGUCAUAGCUUUUGCCAUUCGGCAUCGCGCCAACGACUGGGAACGGUCAGUGUACCCAGCCAACAGUGACGAAGCCUCUGUGAAAGACACGUUUGAUCAAGCGUAUUGCUACGCACAAGGUGCCUACGUGUGCAACGAGGCGUCCAUCUCCGAAGCGCUGGACAUGUUCGUGCCGGCACUGCCGUCCUCGAUUGUCUCGCUCUUUGAGAACGUGACGGGCGGUGUCAACGCCCUCUGUGACGGGUACUUGGGGAGCUACGUCGAGAUAGCAGAGGUAUGCGAUGGCUGCAACCAGGCGCGUCAGUUCCAGAACUUUUCGUCCGUGAUCGACUGGGCGAACGACAAGUGCCCUCGGACUGCCGAGUCGCUGAUGUUUUGCGGCGGGUUCCUUCGCACCGGCGACAGCAGCAGCACUUUGGUCGGGACAGCUCCGUACGCCAUCUGCCGUGUGGAGUUCCUAAACCUCGUGGAGAAGUACACGCUGUGGCUUGGAAUAGGUAGCAUUCUCGUGUGCGCUGGGGCCCUUAUGGUGGUCACGUUUGCCUGUAUCCUACGACGUCGCGAGCGGCAUCCACCGACCCACUUUGCGUACAGGCGAUUCUAA